Molecule: messenger RNA, 528 nt
Organism: Haemonchus placei
Lineage: Eukaryota; Metazoa; Nematoda; Chromadorea; Rhabditida; Trichostrongylidae
Source: the annotation of a GenBank genome assembly
AUGGCGCAUAUAUCGAAAAUAUUUUCAGCAAAAGUCCUAAGACUUACAUUUUCGGUACGCAUCGUUCUCCGAACGCCACCUGAAAGACGUUUUCCUUUGCAGGCUAUCGUUCUGCGCUGUGGACACUCCUUUUGUGAGCUGUGCCUUGACGAAGCCGUCAACGUAGACGAUCGUUGUCCCGAAUGUCGCAGGCAUACACAAGGAGUUCUGAUCUCGAAUCUGUUCGUUCUCUUCUAUGCUGUUUCGCUACAAUUGAAAUAUUCCACAAGUAAUUUACCCGAAGACCACUCAUCGCCUAUACUGAGAGUACUGAUCGUCCAAACAGGUUCGAGCAAUUCGUCAAAUCAACGAUGUCUUCAAGUGGUCAUGAAGGAGGAUGAACUGUACGUUGUUUCGGGGAAAACUCGGAACGUCGCGCGCAGAGACCCCGAGAAAUUCGAAUGGCACCUCUCAGUUCAUCCAUUCAUUUAUUUUGACAUGUUCAGGGCUCUUUAUUAUUAUUUUCUUUGUCUUCCUCUCUUCCACUAG